AUGGUGCGAUACUCCAAACUUGCUUUCAGAGAACUUGUCAGAAAAUACAACACGGACAUUGUCUAUACACCCAUGAUCUUGGCCGACGUAUUUAAAAGUUCAGAAUUUGCUCGCUCUUCUGACUUUACUACCAAUGAUCUCGAUGAUCCUGUUGUUGUUCAGUUUGCAGCAAAUAAUCCUGUGGAUUUGGCUGAUGCAGCAGAACUUGUAUCUCCUUUUGCUGGUGGUAUUGAUAUCAACUGCGGUUGUCCUCAGAAAUGGGCCUAUCAAGAAAAGAUUGGUGCUUAUUUGAUGCAAGAUCCAGAAAAUGUCAGAGAUAUGAUUCGAACAGUGAAAGGAAGAGUCAACAUUCCUUGCAGUAUUAAGAUUCGAGUUCAUGAUGAUCUACGAACAACCUAUGAGUUUGUGAAAAGAGCUGAAUCUGUAGGUGUUGAUUUCUUGACUGUUCAUGGUCGAACUCGACUUCAGAAAUCAACAGAGCCUGUCAAUUUCGAAGGUAUCAAAUUAGUCAAAGAAUCUGUCAGUAUGCCUGUGAUGGCCAAUGGUAGUAUAUUUUCGUUGAAAGAUGCAGAGGAAAUGUAUGAAAAGACAGGUGUGGAUGGUGUCAUGUCAGCAAGAGGUUUGUUACAGAAUCCUGCUUUAUUUGCUGGUUAUGAGACUACACCAUGGGAAUGCAUAGAGGAUUAUGUUCGUCUUGCAUUAGGAUAUGGUACAAAUUCUUUUAUUUUCCACCAUCAUUUGAUGUUUAUGUUUGAAGAUAUUAUGAGUAAUGCUGAACGAAAGACAUUCAAUACACUUUCCAGUAUACCAGCCAUCCUGGAUCACUUAGAGGAAUACUGGGGCUUAGAUGCAACCAAAUUGACUUAA
This is a messenger RNA of Gilbertella persicaria, 867 nucleotides long. RefSeq lists its product as uncharacterized. Gene Ontology annotation, biological process: tRNA processing. The transcript is spliced from 3 exons. Lineage: Eukaryota; Fungi; Mucoromycota; Mucoromycetes; Mucorales; Choanephoraceae. The record is from RefSeq and is a predicted model, not a curated record. Gene Ontology annotation, molecular function: tRNA dihydrouridine synthase activity; flavin adenine dinucleotide binding. Bases 1 to 867 code for a protein of 288 amino acids.